Messenger RNA from Amyelois transitella, 2749 nucleotides. It is a transcript of the gene cert, whose product is annotated as ceramide transfer protein. Gene Ontology annotation, molecular function: phosphatidylinositol-4-phosphate binding. The coding region runs from base 173 to 1933 and encodes 586 amino acids. Gene Ontology annotation, cellular component: Golgi apparatus. The record is from RefSeq and is a predicted model, not a curated record. Gene Ontology annotation, biological process: ER to Golgi ceramide transport. The transcript has 13 exons. Lineage: Eukaryota; Metazoa; Arthropoda; Insecta; Lepidoptera; Pyralidae.
CCAUUCAUUCUUUAGUUUGUGGUCUGUCUGACUGAAAAACAGCACGGCAGGAAGACAGAAACAAAACAAAUUUUCUCUCAAAUUACGAAUUUAGUGUCUGUUGAUUUGAUAAACAAAUAUUUUUUGUUUGUAUUUUAUUCUUUUAUUGGUUUUAAUGAUCUUUAACUAGAAAAUGACGGAAGAAACUAUUACAGUGAGCGAUAACUCUGAUUCCGAUGAAGGCGGAGCUCAAGAACUCAGGGGGCAUUUGAGUAAAUGGACGAAUUAUAUUCAUGGCUGGCAGGACAGGUUUAUUGUCUUGAAAGAUUCAACAUUAUCAUACUACAAGAGCGAGUUGGAAAGUAAUCUUGGGUGCCGCGGUGCGCUAUGCUUGAAGAAAGCCAAAGUUAAGCCCCAUGAAUUUGAUGACUGUAGAUUUGAUGUAUCGGUGAAUGAUUGUGUAUGGUACCUGAGAGCAUCAAAUCCUGAAGAAAAACAGCAGUGGAUUGAUGUGUUAGAAUCUUUCAAGGUUGAGUCUGGAUACGGGACGAGCUCCGACAGCAGUUCCAAUGGUGGCGGUUUACGAAGGCAUGGUUCUGUCACAUCUUUGCAGUCCACAGGCUCUCAUGUUUGGAAGAGAGCGUUUUGGGCAGCUGAUGGUACACGGACGCCAUCGCCCACUGAUGUUAGAAGCAGGGCGGACUCAACAGAGUCUUACGGCAGAACGGCUCGCCGCCUCACAGAGAAGAUACAAGAACUGGACACGUAUUCUGAACUGCUCUCGAAGCAGGCGGUGCAACUCACGCAGUACUUCGACAUGUGCGUGGCUUCUUACCCCCAGAUCAAUGACGAGGGAAUCGAGAAUGAGGCGAUAGAUGCCGUUAAAUUGGCUGAUGGAAACGACUUAUCUCUUCACGCCGGAGAAGUUCGCGGCACAAGUGCUUCUUUCCGAGCCACUAUAGGCGCCACAAUGGCCACACUGAGUCACUGCGCGGAGUUGCUUCGCAGAAGAGAGAAGCAGGCGAGACAGGCAGAAGAGUUAUACAUGGCAUUGAAAACACAAUUGAACGAGGCCAGAUUGGCAUCCAAACCGGGACCUGACCACGAGGAGGGACCUCACUCCACAUUGCCAGACGACGAGUUUUACGAUGCCGUCGAGACGGGCUUCGACAAAAUGGAGGAGGAGCGGUGCGCAAGAGUGGCGCCGCCCAUCGAGCACACGCGGGAUCAAGUUGAUUUACCUCCACCAGCCAUCGACAAUAGACUCACAGUGCACCCUCUUUGGCCUGAGAUUGACCGGAUAUCAACGGAGCAGAUCCAGGCGGCGUUCGAAGGUGUCGGUGGGGAGAUAGGCUGGCAACUCUUCGCUGAGGAAGGAGACAUGAGGAUGUAUAGGAGAGAAAUGGAGGUCGACGGCAUGGUGAUGGACCCCCUAAAAGCGAUGCACAAAGUCCGCGGUGUUUCAGCUCGCGAGAUGUGCCAUUACUUCUUCAACCCUCGGUACCGAUAUGAAUGGGAAACCACACUUGAAAACAUGACGAUCGUCGAAGAGAUAUCAUCGGACGCGCUAGUGUUCCACCAGAGCUUCAAACGCAUAUGGCCGGCGUCGCAGCGGGACGCGCUGUUCUGGUCGCACGUCCGCGCCGCCUCGGGCAACACGUACGCAGUCACCAACCAUUCUACCACCAACACUCAAUAUCCGGCGAACACGGGCGCCUGCAUCCGCCUGUUCGUGACCGUCUGCUUGGCGUGUCGCAGCUCGUUCCCGGCCGGCGAGACUCCCAGUCGUGAUAAUAUCACCACCAGCAUCGCAUAUUGCAGCACCGUGAACCCCGGCGGGUGGGCGCCGGCCGGCGUGCUGCGCGCCGUGUACAAGCGCGAGUACCCCAAGUUCCUGAAGCGGUUCACGGGCUACGUGGCCGAGCAGUGCCGCGGGAAGCCGCUGGCCAUCUAGCGGCGAGCGGCCCGCCCUCUGGCGACGGAACCUGGCAACUUUAUGCUUCAGCUACGUAGGUACAUUAAAAACCGCUAAUCGCGAGCCGUAAAGGCAAUAUAACCUCUGGCGACGGAACCUUGCAACUUUAUGCUUCAGCUACGUACAUGGAAAAACCGCCAAUCGCGAGCCGUAAAGGCAAUAUAACCUCUGGCGACGGAACCUUGCAACUUUAUGCUUCAGCUACGUACAUGGAAAAACCGCCAAUCGCGAGCGAAUGACGUCGUACGGGCAAUAUAAAUGUAAAUUAUGCUACCGGCUUUAUAUCAGCUAUUACAAGAUAGUGACUGUGGUAGAUUUGAUGAACAAUUUCUGGUGUGGAUUUAAGUAUAUUCGUCAGUUGGCGAUGACUGGUUAUAACUUAGAUUUACCAGCUAUAUGUAGAACUAGUGGCGCUAAUAUAUCUAAACAAUUUUUUGCGUUGCCGGGUACAUAAAUGUAGGUGGGGCGCCGCUUGGUUAUAUGUGAAGAUUUUUUGAAGUGUGUGGCGAUAAGCCCUUUGCCAUGUGCUGACGAUAAUAUGUUACAACUCUAUGCUUUGUCAGUUUCAUAAAGAAAUUAAAACCGCCAUUAGAAAAGCUGUGUAAAAAUGUGUAAAACAUUUCUUUUAAGAGUGGGUGUAAUUUUAGAGGUUAAUAUUCGCACAUCCAUAUAUGGUUUAUAGACAUUUUUCAUAUCAUACAAACCCGAAUUAGAAAUCAUGCUUAUCGAAGGGUUGCCACUUCUGUAAUUUUUACCGCAAUAAUGGCGGUAAAUUUGGAAAUCACUGAAAAAUAU